CAGUUCUUAGAAGCUUAGCUGUGGAUCACGUUCAUGUAUUUGCCGGACGCUAGAUCUCCUUUGCAGCGACAGCGAUUGCGGUAGCCGGUGACAACGUGAGUCCCAGAGCCCGACACCGGAGGGCGAGAUGAACGCGCUGGCUUCCCGAGCCAUCCAGAUCCGCGAUCGCUUGUGGCAGCCCGAGCCGGCCCUCCUACCCCCAGGGUGACGCGCAGCCCGGAGUCGACAGAUGGCCCCAGGCCAAGCGCCCCAUCAGUCUGCCCCCUGGAGGGGUACCCACCCCUUUUUCCUCCUGUCCCCGCUGGUGGGCCUUCUCAGCAGGGCCUGGAGCCACCUGAGGGGCCCAGGACCUCCAGAACCCUGGCUGUUGGAACCAGUAGCCAGAGCCGAUCAAGGAGAAGCUGGUCUGGAGGGAGCAGCUCAGACUUUUGUGGGCAUCCACUGUGCCCCGGAGGGCAGGCACUUUCAAGGGGAGACUGGAGACGGUGGAGCAGUUGAGGACGAUGGAGACGCAUUCGGGGGGGCCUGCCACGAUCUAAAAGCCAGUAGUUCUCUCCUUGAAGCCUGGGGACUUUCAGAUGAUGGUGAUGAAGAGGAUCAAACAACCAGUGUCCCUCAAGAGCAAGCAAGUGACUUUGUAGGUGGCCAGCCUGCUCCCCUCUCCCCUACCCUUCCAGUAAGAGCCCUGCAGGACCCUCCCGGAGAGGAGAAGUCUGAGGAAGGAGGAGCUGCUGAAACUGAAAUGGUCACGUUUUUCUCUUUUCCUCCAUCACCCUGGGAGUGUUGUCCGGGGGGGGAGGAAGAGGAAGGAGGAGCUAUAAAGAAAGAAGCUGCCAGAGCACCUGCUUUUCCUUUGUCUCCAGGAUCCAAGCCUAAAGCUCGGGGGUAUCGUGCUGGGGAGGAAGAGGGUCAAGCGACAGAGGAAAAAACAACAGAAAAUAAAGAAGCCGCAAAGAGCUCCGUUUUCCCCUCAUCUUCAGGCUUUCAUGCUAGGGCCUGGGAGCGUGGUUCAGGAGAGGAGUCUGAGGAGGAGGAAGAUGAAUUCGGUGACUCGGGAGCAGCUGAGGAGGAGGGAGAAGCUGAGGGUCCCUCUUCCAUCCCAUCCACAAAUGCCUUCGUCAGGGCCUGGGUGUACCGGCCAGGAGAGGACACGGAGGACGAGGAGGAGGAGGAAGAUGAAUUCAGUGACUUGGGAGCAGCUGAGGAGGGGGGAGAAGCUGAGGGUCCCUCUUCCAUCCCAUCCACAAAUACUUUCUUCAGGGGUUGGGUGUACCAGCCAGGAGAGGACACGGAGGAGGAGGAGGAAGAUGAAUCCAGUGACUCGGGAGCAGCUGAGGAGGAGGGAGAAGCUGAGGGUCCCUCUUCCAUCCCAUCCACAAAUACUUUCAUCAGGGGCUGGGUGUAUCGGCCAGGAGAGGACACGGAGGAGGAGGAAGAUGAAUUCAGUGACUCGGGAGCAGCUGAGGAGGAGGGAGAAGCUGAGGGUCCCUCUUCCAUCCCAUCCACAAGUGCCUUCGUCAGGGCCUGGGUGUACCGGCCAGGAGAGGACACGGAGGAUGAGGAGGAAGAGGAGUUCAGUGACUCAGGAGCAGCUGAGGAGGAGGGAGAAGCUGAGGCUUCUCCUUCUGUCCCCCCAACAGGUACCUUCUUAAGGGCCUGGGUUUAUCGGCCAGGAGAGGACACAGAAGAGGAAGAUGAGAAUGAGGAGGAUGAUGACUCAGAAGCCACUGACUCGGCGCUGAGUCCCUCACUUCAGGCUCAGAGCGCCCUCCUCGGGGGCUGGAUGUAUCGGCCGGGAGAGGACACAGAAGGAAGGGAAGUUGCUAAGCAGCAGGGAGAAGCUGAGCCCCGCCCCUUCCGAGUGGCCAUCUAUUUACCUGGAGAAAGGCCACCACCUCCCUGGGCUCCCCCUCGGCUACCCGUCCGACUGCAGAGGCGACUUAAGUCCACGGAAACCCCCGCCCGGCAUCCUGACCCUGAGCCUCCCGUAAAGGCCAGAAAGGUACGCUUCUCUGAGAAGGUCUCUGUCCAUCUCCUGGCUGUCUGGGCGGGACCAGCCCGGGCCGCCCGCCGGGGACCCUGGGAGCAGCUAGCCCGAGAUCGAAGUCGCUUCGCCCGUCGCAUUGCUCAGGCCCAGGAGCAGCUGGGCCCCUGUCUCACUCCUGCUGCCCGGGCCAGGGCCUGGGCACGCUUUGGGAACCCUACGCCUCCUCUGGCCGCCACACCUGCUCCUACCCAGAUCUUACCAUUGUCUUCCGUCCAGGCCACAGCCUUGAGCCCUGUUACGGCAUCUCCCUUCGCCCCUCUGUCCCUGUCUCCCGGCUUGGACCUCAGUGGGAGGCGUGGCUAAGAUCAUGUAGUUUCAUGUUUAUAUUAAUUAUUUAUUUUUUUGUAUAUUGUUUUAUAUAAGAAAUAAAACUUUGUGAUUUGUAGCAAGCAAUGUCCCUGCCACUGUGUGUAUCUGAACUGACGAUCUCCACUACCCUCGGGAUAAAGGGGAGUACUCAAUAGAGAAUAAACUGUAUUUCCCAUCAUCA
Lynx canadensis (Canada lynx) is the source of this 2537-nucleotide messenger RNA. It is a transcript of the gene PPP1R15A, whose product is annotated as protein phosphatase 1 regulatory subunit 15A. Gene Ontology annotation, biological process: response to endoplasmic reticulum stress. The record is from RefSeq and is a predicted model, not a curated record. Lineage: Eukaryota; Metazoa; Chordata; Mammalia; Carnivora; Felidae. Gene Ontology annotation, molecular function: protein phosphatase regulator activity. Gene Ontology annotation, cellular component: protein phosphatase type 1 complex; endoplasmic reticulum.